ACUUAAUUGUCGUGCGCUAUGAUUGGAUAACACACUUCUCCUUGCUUAUUGUUGCUGAGCGGUGAUUGGUCAGUGCAUUCUGAGUCUGUCAGUCAGUCUGGGCCAGUGUGUGCCCCUGUCAUGGAGCCCUCCCCCGGCUCUUGUUCUUCUCCACCGGGGUCUCGGCCUAUUCCUCCUCCCCGCCGGGGCUCCGGGGACCGCCGGCCACUCAGCCCCCCUCGCAGAAUCCGUGGUGACGUCAGCGUUGGUCCGCGGCAAGCGUUUUUGGACAAGGAAACCGAUAUCAAUGGGCGGGGGGGCGCCAAGAGAGAGGAGGGCCCGGAAAUAACCGGUGGCCCCAAAACAGGAGUGGUAGCUGAGGAGUUCCGGGUACUUGAUAGUCUGGAAGCAGCUACAGGGGACGGCAAAGGGCCUGAACACAAGGAGAGGCAUGAUGGUCUGCCAGCACCUGUGGCAUGGGCGGUAGGAGCCCCUGGAACAGAGCAGAGGACUGAACCUGGGGCCUUGAAGAGCAGAGCUCCAGGGUCGGAGCAAAAAACAGGAUUUAGGUCCCUGGAGAGUGGAGCCCAUCGCACAGAGCAAAAGGCAGCACCUGGGGCCCUGGUCACUGGGGCCCCUGGCACAGAGCAAAAUACAGCACCUGGGGCCCUGGUCACUGGAGCCCCUGGCACAGAGCAGAAGGCAGCACCUGGGGCCCUGGUCACUGGAGCCCCUGGCACAGAGCAGAAGGCAGCACCUGGGGCCCUGGUCACUGGAGCCCCUGGCACAGAGCAGAAGGCAGCACCUGGGGCCCCUGGCACAGAGCAAAAUACAGCACCUGGGGCCCUGGUCACUGGAGCCCCUGGCACAGAGCAGAAGGCAGCACCUGGGGCCCUGGUCACUGGAGCCCUUGGCACAGAGCAGAAGGCAGCACCUGGGGCCCUGGUCACUGGAGCCCCUGGCACAGAGCAGAAGGCAGCACCUGGGGCCCUGGUCACCGGAGCCCCUGGCACAGAGCAAAAGGCAGCACCUGGGACCCUGGUCACUGGGGCCCCUGGCACAGAGCAAAAGACAGCACCUGGGGCCCUGGUCACUGGAGCCCUUGGCACAGAGCAGAAGGCAGCACCUGGGGCCCUGGUCACUGGAGCCCUUGGCACAGAGCAGAAGGCAGCACCUGGGGCCCUGGUCACUGGAGCCCCUGGCACAGAGCAGAAGGCAGCACCUGGGGCCCUGGUCACUGGAGCCCCUGGCACAGAGCAGAAGGCAGCACCUGGGGCCCUGGUCACUGGAGCCCCUGGCACAGAGCAGAAGGCAGCACCUGGGGCCCUGGUCACUGGAGCCCCUGGCACAGAGCAAAAGGCAGCACCUGGGACCCUGGUCACUGGGGCCCCUGGCACAGAGCAAAAGGCAGCACCUGGAGCCCUGGUCACUGGGGCCCCUGGCACAGAGCAAAAGGCAGCACCUGGGGCCCUGGUCACUGGGGCCCCUGGCACAGAGCAAAAGGCAGCACCUGGGGCCCCUGGCACAGAGCAAAAGGCAGCACCUGAGGCCCCUGGCACAGAACAAAAGGCAGCACCUGGGGUCCCUGGCACAGAACAAAAGGCAGCACCUGGGGCCCCUGGCACAGAGCAAAAGUCAGCAUCUGCUGACCAAGAGUGUGGAACCCCUGGCAUGGAGCAGAGAGCAGCACCUGCGGCCCCGGAACGAGCUGUCCGCAAGGGCAUCACUCAGAGAGUUACGAUUGUUAUGGAGAGCAGGGUCAUAGCUCCAGGAGACACUGCCACACAGCUGCAAGACUUCAUGACACCAAGCUCUACGACUGCACCAGGGGGCACUGCCACACAGCCACAAGACUUCAUGACACCAAGCUCUAUGAAUGCACCAGGGGACACUGCCACACAGUUGCAGCACACAGUGACACCAAGCUCUGAUAUUCCAGCAGGGGAUGGUAUCACACAGCUUCAAGACAUGGCAGUACAGAGCUCUGUUAUUGCACCAGAGGACGCCAUUACACUAAGCUCUGUGACUGCACCAGUGCAAGUUGUGACUAAGACAUGGAAAGGCCAGGAACAUAGCCACCUCAUAGAGCCAGCAGACUAUGAUACUCCAUUGCAUGGACCCACAAUGCAACGCAGGUUCAUGUCAUUUGCUGAUGAAACAGUGCAACCACAAGUUGUGACGCAAUCUCAGGAAACUGCACUGCAGAUCAGAGACACAGAUAUGAUGGACGGUGGGAUACAGAGCAUGGCAGUUCCACCACAGGACACUUUUAAACAAAACCACAUCACAGGGUCAGAGAGUGGUAUGACACAGAACCCAGUGAUACAAACCCAGGAAGUAGUGGCACUAACCAUGGUCCAUUUACCUGAAAGUGGAUUAAGAAAGAACCAUGUGGCAGAUCCACAUGAUAUUGUGAUGCGGCUUAAGGAGAAUGUGGCACGCAACUGUGCAGAAAUGCCAAGGGAAGGUGUGAUGGAUGUCCAGGUGCCUCAGGAAGGACUUAUUCAGAGCCACCUCAUACCAGACCAGGAAGGUUUCACACUUGUGUCAGACAAGAUUGCACAUAGUCUUGUGGUAUCACUAGCAGAACAUGAGUCCCAACAACAGGAAACAAUCUUACAGAACAGCUCAGUGACAUCAUCUCAGGACAGUAUGUCACAGCCACACUAUAGAUCUUGUAGUGAUGACAUCACCCUUAGCCAAUUAACAAAGAACCAUGUAACCCAGCAUCAGGGUGCUGCCACACUUUCACAUAACAACCUAACAGAGAGCUGGGUGACACAGCAACAGGACGACGUCACACUCCCACAGGACAAUAUAGUUAUAGGCACACAAGGGGAGCUGACUGCUCCAUGUCAGAGUAGAACCACCAGUGGGUCAAGCCCUCACAGAAACUUGUCAUCUAAACCUCCUCUUCCCACCCCACCUAGAUCCAACCUCUACCCUGGGUCAGCUGAGACUGAGGCCUCCCCACGGCAUGAGACCUCCUCUUUGUCUAGCUAUAAACCCAAGGCUCCUGCCCCAGACACUCUCAGCUACUUGGACUCUGUUAGCCUCAUGUCUGGCACAAUGGAGUCCCUUACAUUGCUUGAUGAUGCAAGCUCACUGGGUUCUGACUCUGAGAUCAAUGGCAUGCCAUACCGAAGGACUGACAAAUAUGGCUUCCUAGGAGGGAAUCAGUUCAGUGGCACUGGGGACAGCGCAAUACCCGUGGAGAUUGCACGACAGAGGGAGUUGAAGUGGCUGGAUAUGUUCAAUCACUGGGACAAGUGGCUGACCAGGCGCUUCCAGAAGGUUAAGUUGCGCUGCAGGAAAGGAAUCCCCUCCUCUCUUCGUGCUAAAGCCUGGCAACUGCUGUCCAACAGUGAGGAGCUUCUGAACAAGAAUUCCGGCAAAUUUGAUGAGAUGGAGCGACAGCCAGGGGACCCUAAGUGGCUGGAUGUGAUUGAGAAGGAUUUGCACAGACAGUUCCCAUUUCAUGAAAUGUUCGCAGCCCGUGGAGGACACGGACAGCAGGAUCUGUACCGUAUUCUGAAGGCGUACACCAUAUAUCGGCCAGAGGAGGGAUAUUGCCAGGCGCAGGCACCUGUAGCAGCAGUACUUCUCAUGCAUAUGCCAGCUGAGCAAGCCUUCUGGUGCCUGGUGCAGAUCUGUGACCGAUACCUGCCGGGAUAUUACAGUGCUGGGUUGGAAGCGAUCCAGCUUGACGGGGAGAUAUUCUUUGCUCUUCUGCGCCGGGUGUGCCCUAUGGCGUAUCGCCACCUCAAGAAGUUUAAGAUUGACCCCAUAUUAUACAUGACGGAAUGGUUUAUGUGCAUCUUCUCCCGCACACUGCCCUGGGCAUCUGUGCUCCGUGUCUGGGACAUGUUCUUCUGUGAGGGGGUGAAGAUCGUAUUCCGGGUUGGACUUGUGUUACUGCGACACACGCUGGGGUCUGUGGACAAACUGCGCAGUUGUCAGGGGAUGUAUGAGACGAUGGAGAAGCUGCGGAGCCUUCCCGUUCACUGCAUGCAGGAAGAUGUCCUUGUGCCGGAGGUCACUUCACUUCCUGUUACAGACACACUUAUUGAGCGGGAGAGCAAUACUCAGCUGCGCAAGUGGAGGGAAAACCGAGGGGAAUUACAGUAUCGACCUUCCCGUCGGAUCCACGGUGCUCGCAACAUCCAUGAGGAAAAGUUGAGGCUGAAUCCCACUCUUAGCGGAAGUAUGCUCAGCCUCUCCAGUCUCUCCAACUUCCGACGUCCCUCUCCACCUGCUACCCCUCCCGUCAAACCAGAAUCUGUGGUGGUAUCUGAAGGCCUUCGUCCUGCUCUACCCUCCCCCACAUCUAACAAGUCGCCACUAGGACCACCUAAAGAUGGAGCCAAGAAGUCAAAGGAUAAGCAGAAGGAACAAGAAAAGAGGAAGGAGAAGGAAAAAGAGGAAAGAAAAAGGGAGAAGGAAGAAAAGGAGAGGGUGAAACAGCGGGAGAAGGAGGAAAAGGAAAGGGAGAAGCAGAGAGAAAAGGAGAGAAAAGCCCAGAAGUCAGAAGCCAAUCAGAAAAAAGAAAGGAAAUUCUCAUUCCGAAGAAAAGACUCUUCUUCCCCCGGUGCAGAACCGGCACAAAAGAGUGGGAAGGGGGCAGCGGGCAGCACGGGUGGUGUUGUGCAUGACACCUACUUUUGAGACACCUGCUCUAUACGGACUGAUCAAGGUGCCCUAUAAUGGGGGCUUUCAGCCAUUAACUGAGGAAACCCUAACAUAGGCUCCUACCUAUCUCUUUUGAACAUUGUGGAGAGACCUCCCAGAGGGAGAGUGAGACUGGGAGAAUCUCUGGGUGAUAUAGGACAGAGCUCUCCCCUGGGGGGAGAGGGUCGAGAACACCUAGGAGUGGUAAUAUUAAGAACUGUUGGGGAGAGGGCAGAGAGCCACCUGAGGGGAGUAAUACUGUAAACUCCUGGGGGGGGGUCAAGAGCAGCCUAAAGAAAGGGAACAGACCCAAAGUACCCUGAGCAUACAGAGAAAGAGUUGUGUGGAGACAUUAGUAUCUCGCAGACGCAGGGAGUUCUGUAUAUGACUGUGGUUUGUCACCUCUUUGUCCCUCGGAAACUGAUGUCUCAAAGGAAUCCCUGAUCUGGAAGUGCUCAACUCUUAACUGGAAACUUCCCUGUGCUCCCCACUUGCACACUCCUGCACUCUACUGAGUGCUUCUCUUAAAUAAGUCUACAAUCCACCCGCUGCCACACUUACCUUGGCUACUCAUUUGCACUUUUAAUUUGGUUCCUUUUUUCUUAACACAAGUACAGGUUUCCCUCUUGCUCUCUGACAUGCACAAACGUACACACAACCUGAUUUUGCACAUCCAUCCUAUCAUCUGACACACAUGCGCACACAAACGUACACACAACCUGAUCUUGCACAUCUAUCCUAUCAUCUGACACACAUGCGCACACAAACGUACACACAACCUGAUCUUGCACAUCCGUCCUAUCAUCUGACACACAUGCGCACACAGACGUACACACUUGAUCUUGCACAUCCAUCCUAUCAUCUGACACACGUACAAACAACCUGAUCUUGCACAUCCAUCCUAUCAUCUGACACACGUACAAACAACCUGAUCUUGCACAUCCAUCCUAUCAUCUGACACACAUGCGCACACAGACGUACACACAACCUGAUCGUGCACAUCCAUCCUAUCAUCUGACACACAUGCGCACACAGACGUACACACAUCUUGAUCUUGCACAUGCAUCCUAUCAUGUGACACACAUGCGCACACACAACCUGAUCUUGCACAUCCAUCCUAUCAUCUGACACACAUGCGCACACAGACGUACACACAACCUGAUCUUGCACAUCCAUCCAUUCAUCUGACACACAUGCGCACACAGACGUACACACAAACUGAUCUUGCACAUCCAUCCUAUCAUGUGACACACAUGCGCACACAGACGUACACACAACCUGAUCUUGCACAUCCAUCCUAUCAUCUGACACACAUGCGCACACAAACGUACACACAACCUGAUCUUGCACAUCCGUCCUAUCAUCUGACACACAUGCGCACACAGACGUACACACAACUUGAUCUUGCACAUCCAUCCUAUCAUGUGACACACAUGCGCACACAGACGUACACACAUCUUGAUCUUGCACAUCCAUCCUAUCAUGUGACACACAUGCGCACACAGACGUACACACAACCUGAUCUUGCACAUCUAUCCUAUCAUCUGACACACAUGCGCACACAGACGUACACACAACCUGAUCUUGCACAUCCAUCCUAUCAUGUGACACACAUGCGCACACAGACGUACACACAACCUGAUUUUGCACAUCCAUCCUAUCAUCUGACACACAUGCGCACACAGACGUACACACAACCUGAUCUUGCACAUCCAUCCUAUCAUCUGACACACAUGCGCACACAGACGUACACACAACCUGAUCUUGCACAUCCAUCCUAUCAUCUGACACACAUGCGCACACAGACGUACACACAUCUUGAUCUUGCACAUCCAUCCUAUCAUGUGACACACAUGCGCACACACAACCUGAUCUUGCACAUCCAUCCUAUCAUCUGACACACAUGCGCACACAGACGUACACACAACCUGAUCUUGCACAUCCAUCCUAUCAUCUGACACACAUGCGCACACAGACGUACACACAAACUGAUCUUGCACAUCCAUCCUAUCAUCUGACACACAUGCGCACACAGACGUACACACAAACUGAUCUUGCACAUCCAUCCUAUCAUGUGACACACAUGCGCACACAGACGUACACACAUCUUGAUCUUGCACAUCCAUCCUAUCAUGUGACACACAUGCGCACACAGACGUACACACAACCUGAUCUUGCACAUCUAUCCUAUCAUCUGACACACAUGCGCACACAGACGUACACACAACCUGAUCUUGCACAUCCAUCCUAUCAUGUGACACACAUGCGCACACAGACGUACACACAACCUGAUUUUGCACAUCCAUCCUAUCAUCUGACACACAUGCGCACACAGACGUACACACAACCUGAUCUCACACAUUUGUCCACGUAUACACACACAUCCUGCUGUCUCUGAUAUGCGCGUGCAUGUAUACACAGACGUGCAUUUGGAUCCUUCAUUAAGAUCUGAAUGCAGAAUUAUGAGCUAUUCGGCUAUUCCACAUUUGGAUCUGAGUGGAUACAUGCUGCUGUCUCUUAUAUACUCAUGCAAAUAUACACACAUAUUCUGCUUUCUGGGACACGCAUGUACACAGUCUACUCUCUCUGACAUGCGCAUGCACACAUACUCUGCUCUCUGGUAUACGCAGACGCACAUUCUACUCUCUGACAUGCGCAUGCACACAUACUCUGCUCUCUGGUACACGCACACACAUUCUGCUAUUUUUGGCAAGCGCAUGAACUUGUACACACAUCCUGUUCUCUCUAAUUCUCAUUUUCUGUGCUCACAAACACACACGACCAUUUGCUCACCUACACGCUCCUCUGUACUCAUCACUAGAAUAAUCUUCCUUGUUUACCAGUGUAAGUCUGCGCUGGGGCGGUGCCCCAGAGUGUCAGCGUGUUUACUUCCUGUCUGGGGAUGAGGCUCACAUAAUUGCAUCCCUGCCCGCCCCACGGGCAUUUCAGGGUUUUAGUUUACUUUGUAUAUAUUUGGGACAAGUUGCUUUCCUUCCCCUGCUGCGUACUAUAAUCCCUGCACUAACUGCACUCAGGCUGCAGAGCAUCACUGCGUUACCAGGGGACUGCAGACUACCAGUACUGUUAUUACCUGAGAAAAUACACAACACUUUUACAUAAAUGUUUCUGGGAACAAGCUGUAGAGCGGGAGUUGUGUUUACUUACCUGGUGCAUGUACAUUGUCACGGGGUAACGGACACUCCACGUGCACAAGCUGCACUGCAGUCCUGCAUAAUAGUGUGUUACACAUGUAGUGCUGCAGCAGACUAUUUCCCUACCCUGUGCCCUUCACUAAGCACACAGUAUGUGAAUGCCCUAUCACAGUGUACAUGUAUGUAGCGCUGUGCACACACUCCUCUUGUACCCAUCACACACAACUUACCGUGUGCAGACGCGUAUUCUGUUCCCAGCUUUGCAUGCUAAAUCCAACCUGUUACUGAUCUGCAUGUUCCUUGCAGACUGCUCUGCGGCCCGUUCUGCACUGAUGGAUGAAACUGGAUUGUUGUUUUUAAUAUUGUGUAUUUGUGGUAGGGAGGGUUGGGGUGUUGUGUGUGACAAGGGUGACCCCAAUUUACUCUAUACUGCAUCAAUACAAGUUUAAUCCAAA
This is a messenger RNA of Bombina bombina (fire-bellied toad), 8254 nucleotides long. It is a transcript of the gene TBC1D10B, whose product is annotated as TBC1 domain family member 10B. Lineage: Eukaryota; Metazoa; Chordata; Amphibia; Anura; Bombinatoridae. The coding region runs from base 121 to 4644 and encodes 1507 amino acids. The transcript is spliced from 9 exons. The record is from RefSeq and is a predicted model, not a curated record.